Amoebophrya sp. A25 is the source of this 5608-nucleotide messenger RNA. The record is from the annotation of a GenBank genome assembly. Lineage: Eukaryota; Dinophyceae; Syndiniales; Amoebophryaceae.
AUGCCUGUGGAGCCAAGGGGUUGGGUCACUGCAGAUGCAACAGAAGCUGGCGGACCCAAGUAUCUUGAAGCCGUGAUAGACACCUGUGGAAGUGGUAACUCUUUCUAUCGUGCUGGCCCUUGUGGACUACCUACUAGUACUGGAGGAGUUGGAGGCGGAGGAGUUGGAGUUCCUGGUAAUGAUUAUGGCCAUGUUGUCUGGCUAUCGUAUUUUGGAACUACUGCAACAGAAGAAGGUCCUCUAGCUAUAAUCAAGUAUUUUUCUAUACUUCUGGUUCUGUUGUUGUAACAUAGUACAACUUUCAUCCUCGUAGUUCUGGUCCUCUACUAGUUCGUUCGAACUGUGGGUCUUCUCACACGAAGAUGCAAGAAAUCGUGUCUAACACCCACGAUCACUUGCAACUUGUGGAAGAUGUUUAAUAUUCUCCAUCGCACAGGCUCAGCGACUCACGUCAUCCGGUUUUCUAGAGUGCUGCUGUAGGGUGUUCAUCUCUAAUAGUAGACUCGCAGGUGUGAUUAGAAUGCUUCUCUAAUAGCAGACUCGCAGAUCCAUCACAGAUCCAGCCUGGUCCGCGGUGCCCAAAGGAAACGUUGAGCCGCGUACUUUUUCUGGUUCUGUUUCCCUGUGCUGGUGGGUGGUUCCGUGGUCCGUGCUAGUUUGUUAGAGGAAGUGGAGUUAUAUAAAUAUAUAUUUUUCAUCUUGAGCAUGACAGCACUGACGCUCCUCAUUACCAUUUUUAAUCCUCAGCACUUCCUCCAUCUGCAUUCCAACGGAUUGUAGGUCGCGUAGGUGAGUCGUUGCUGAGCAUCAAUAUCUAUUAAUCAACGGACAUAAAUUGGAUAGUGUCAGUGUGAUAGAAGUUUUGAAUACCUCCACCAUGGUUUCUUUCAAGUUUAACAUCAUCAGUCAUCACAUGACUAUUAGUUGCGCCCCCGAGUACUUCCGAUCCCAAACGAGACCGCGACAAAAUUUUUUGGCAAGUGGUGUUUCGAUCAGGGAGCGAUCGUGGUGACAUCAUCGUUCGAAAAACCAUCGAUUUGCAAAGCGACGAGGUACUUGAUCAAAUUUGUAAAAAUCGAUUGCGAGUUUAUUUCCACCCUCUCUCAAUUUCUGACGUAGUCGUAUUUCUUACUCGUUUUACAUUAUUAUACCAGGUUGAGUACCUUUUUUGUGGGGAGCAGGUCGAACAGAUUGGCAGUUUACAGCAGAAGCUGGCUGGUGUUCCCCGUAUGCCAGUUCGCACCCAGAAGGGCAAUACAGGUUGGGUCACAUUGGAUGCCACAGCGAAAGGCGGUCCAAAAUUCUUUGCGCAGGUGAUAGAAGAGGUGGCUGAAGAUCCUGGCACAAGUUCUCGUGGACACCCAAAUACUGGAGCUGAAGAUACCGCUAGAAGUACCGAUGUUAUUGAUCAUGAUGUAGUCCUUGGGCGACGUGGUGAUGGUUCUAAGUCUAACAUGGGAGGUGGAGCUGGAGGUGGUCGUGAAGAAGUUCAUGCUCCUUCUCCUUGUGAUGUGAGCGCUGUGAUUGAUGGACGUGGAGACUAUCAUAUUGGAGUUCUUGUUGGCGGAGCUGAAGACGGUGGUGGACGUCGACUGUCUGUGACCAACAACAACACGACUACUAGUUCAUGUUCUUCAGUGCCAGCCCUUGGAGGGAGUGGAGCAACAUCUGCUGGUGCAGCUGCUACAACUAGAAGAGACUAUACCUCGAGCUCGAAUACAACAACUAACGACCACGAUAAUUGUGGUGGGGGCACCUUCGGGGCGAUUGUUUUUGAGAAUAUUAGUCCGGCGCAGAUGCAUCAUAUUCUUGUUGCUGGUUGUGGUGCCACUAAAUCACGGCCAUCCACCGUGACCAGCUCGAGCGGUGCAGAUGUCAAUCAAGUCAAGAUAAACAGGGAGAGCAACAGGGCUUCCGCAAGAACAAUAACAUCUACUAACGCGAUUCCCACAAGCUCAAGCUCCUCAUCGUCAUCUUCAAACUCUGCGCCUGUCGUAGAAGACGCAGAUCGCCGGCUCACAGAAGAGCGGCUGCGACACGAACUCCUGAAAGCAGCAGCAAAGAACAAGAAGUACUUGUCUAGUUUUUGUCUUUGAGUCUAUCAUCAUAAUGAUGUCGGGAGCUUUGGCUCGUAGCUUCUUGCGACUUCGACGCAUUUCACCUCGCGAACGCCCCUCGCCGAAGUUGCAGGAUUUUCCCCCCAAGGCACUUGCGGCCGCUUUAGAAGGCACAGCAACGGGGGCCAAAGGCCGACGACGUUGGCACCGCGGCCGAGCCGUUUCCAGCGACUUUAACAAGGGAGGCGGCCGGGGCUUCAGUUUGGGGCACCGGACACACGUCGCCGAUGUUGUACCACACGCGCAGCCAAGGCGGGGCGCGUUCGUAUGGUUUUGGGGCAGCCGGGGGAGGAGCUCAGCACCAAGGAGGUGCGCGCCUUCUCGCGCCAGCUGGUUGCGUCGGCCAAUCUGCCACCUGUGCCGCCGCUUCCUUCAGGAUUGUAUAUCAAACCGAUCCGCUACGUCAGCUUGCCAAAAUUCCCCGCCUGCUAUUUGAUCGAUGUGGUUGUACGUAGGUCGAGAGUGUGUGGCUGCGGCUGCCAUUCACAGUAAGGCCACAGGAAAAACCAGGAGCAACACCAAGAGGGUGGCCAGGUAGAUCGCUGACGACCGAAGGAAGCAAGGAGGCUGCGGCAGAGGGUUUUCUACGGAGGUAGCCCAAAAGUGCACCGAGAAGCUUGCGGCCGGGGGGUGGGGGCGUGGCGUGGCUGCGUCGUGGUUGAAACAGCGGGCGGCGGUUAGUUUCCUUCAAUACGGAAGCGGAUGGAGGACAUCUCGGAAGCCUAUAGACAGGGCCAGCGGCCUCGAUCGGGUGCGUGCGGGGCAGUGUGUGCACUGGAGGUGCUUGGGGGUGUUGCUGCUCGGUCGUCUAGCUCUGUUGCGGUGCGUCUGGCUUGUCACGGUGCGCGCUGACGGGCGCGCUGCGUAGUCAUCUGAUCGCGCUGCAGGUUAGCGCUUCUGCCCUUCUUCUUUCCCUUGUGAGUCUGUUCAUCGAAUCCAGGUCAAUGGAUGGCUGGCCAAGCUUGACGCUGGUCGUUACGCAGCCAACCGCUUUGCCCGUGCCCAACUUGACAUGAUGCGUGCGCGUCAUAAAUUGCUGGGUUACUAACGCAUGCCGUUGCUUCAUCCCCCGACUUCUACACUUGCCAUUUAUUACUACGCCGGCCACCACCUGCCAAUCAAAAAAAAACAGCGCCACCUCUACAACUUGGUAUGGAGAGGAGCAGCGCUAUGAAGGUUGGAGCAUGUUGGAGAACGAUGAUGGAGAUGCUUCGCCACCUUGCUUGCGAAGCGAGUAACAAGAAAAAACUACUGUUUCUUGAAUCCGAACGACUCUCGGAAUCAUGAUAAAAAGGUCACUUUCACUUAACUCAUUUGAUAGCCGUCAUUCACUAGACGAAUCCGAAUGGAGGUAUCGUCCACCGCGAGUUUGACCCCGGGCCUGGCUCGUUGUAUAAACAAUAAUAUUUUUUCCAUCAGAUGGUUGUAAAACUAGAAAUAAUAGAUGUUCACUGAUAGGCGUUAUCGAACUAGUUCGUUGUACAUUUCUUCAAGUUCGUCAGUUGUAAUUAACUCAUGUGCUACUUUCUUCGUAGCAGCUACGCUAAUCCUUCUCGAUCUCUUGACACAUAAUAUUGGAAUUGAACAACAUGGUUGCCUAAGUAGAUUCCAAAUUACAUUUACAAUUAUUUAGCAAACUCAUCGAAACACUAACAUCAAAUAAGUACAUCAACUAGUCUUAGCAAAAAUACAACUACAACAAGCUCCUCGAUGUAGGAAAGUUUUACUGGUAAUAUCAUUCAUCGUGGGGAACGAAGAUCCUCGUUUUUCUCGAAACUAAUUCUUGUCGGCAGGCUCCUUGGAAGUACUCUCGCGUUUUUGGUAAGAAAGAUUGUAAUCUGGAUUCUCGAUAACGAAAUAAACGCUAAUACGAUGAAAAAUGUAAGGUAGAUGGUCAUGCUCGUCAAAUAGUUUCGUUAAUGUCGGUCGAAUGACUCAUUUCUUUCAGCUUACUACGUGGUGUUUUUUUUAGAACUUUCAUCAGAUUGAUAAAUGAUUUCGGGUACAGGAUCCUAGCUGUUGUCAGGUCUUUGCAUUACCACUGUUAGUUUAUGAUCUUAUUGAUAUUCUUCCGCGAUGAAGUCAUUUUUAACGAUGCGUGAAUAGAAAUUAAGGAUUUUUCACCCCCAAGAUGAGGUGUAUUCAGUACGAUGGGUUUGAUGUCGUCGUGGCUUGGUAGGGCUAAAUUAUAUAAUACUUGCUUCAUUGUAGGUAUAGGUUUUGAGCUUGCCGGGGCGAAUCACGAUUAUACGUCGCUUUGAUGAGACGUAAGAAAAACAUUCUUUUUCUUUUUUCAUCUAUCAUCGAUCCUGUAAGCCUCAGCAGUCUGUCACAAACAAAAUCUACAACAUGUUACUUAUAUCUCUGUACUCAUGUUGCAGCUACUAGAUGACAGAUUAGUUCUUUCAUGAUUUCAUACUCGUCACUUAUGGUUGCGAUUCGAGUGUUUGUGAAAAACAAGCUCCAGGUCGUGGAAAACCACUACCACAAUCCGUUCUUCAAUAUACCAUGUUAUUUUUUUCUAAGUAGGCGCUUCCUUGCUACUUCCUUGUAUUUCCUCCUGUUCCACCAGUGUGAUGUGCUGCUCGUAGUUUGUAUUCGCUUAGUUGGUCAGAUAGAUAUUGACGCAUUCAUUGACUUGAUGUGCGAGCUAGUAGGUAUGACUAUGAGAACAACAAUAUCUGGACUCCAUCUCCCUUGUUGAAGGUACAUCAUUUUUGAAAGUGGAAGUGCUUCGUCGAUUGUCUUAUUUGUAUUUCAUCCCCUCGUGAAAGUAGUGUAAUAUGUAGUAUAAAAUAUUGUUUCGUUCCAGUAGUCCGUGUAUCAAAAAUUAAUUGUUCAUCUACUUAUUUGUUUUUCAAUCAUCACGAACAUACAGAAAACAGAAUCAGCAGUCCUCAUUAUGUAAAGAUCAUAAUUAUUUUUACCGAAGUGGAAAAUAAGAUAGAAAUCAACACGUACACGUAGUUUCAUCGAUCCUCAAAAUUAUCGUUACUCCGUACUUAGUUUUUGUCUACUUACUAUGAUUUAAACUAGAAGCGUCUUAUCGUGAUCUGUCAAUCUAUGUAAGUUUCUCUUUGUCAAUCUGUCUUCAUCGUCGUACAGUUUGCUAUACUUAACUCAAUUUUGUCGAUGAACAAAUGAAAAUAUAUUAUAAUGAACAAAGAUGAACAGACACGAAAGUAACAGGUGAAGCUUGGUCGUGGGAAUAUAACUUUAUUACGUUAGCCACUGACAUUAGCGGUACCUGAGAAGAGAGGUGUUUUUGUUUGUUUUUUGGAUUUUAUCAGCCUCGUCAAGAUUCUUGUACUACAACUGAAACUCAUGGAUGCAGUUCCUACUUGGAUUUGAUCUGUCUUUUACUUAUAGAAAGAAAACAUUCUCCAUGCAACUGCAAGCAGUGUGAUACUUACUAUCUUGAAGCAAGAAGUGCAAGGAAGUACUUGCUAGAGGGAAUCGGAUUCUGCCGAACGACGUCAAAGAAAUCCUAG